This is a messenger RNA of Coccomyxa subellipsoidea C-169, 678 nucleotides long. RefSeq names its product NaCl-inducible protein. The coding region runs from base 1 to 327 and encodes 108 amino acids. The record is from RefSeq and is a predicted model, not a curated record. NCBI's taxonomy places the organism in Eukaryota, Viridiplantae, Chlorophyta, Trebouxiophyceae, Coccomyxaceae. The transcript is spliced from 4 exons.
AUGGCCUUCCUUCAGCGAGUCUCGAGGAUUGCCCCAACCCUGCGCUCCCUUUCCGCGCAGCGUCCAGCAAUGUACUACAUCAGCGAGCGUUCCGUAACCUUCUCCGACAGGGAGAAGGGCGAGGAGCUUGUCCACUUCAGGAAAGAGGACGAGAAGUUGCUGCGCAAGCUCCUGGAGAAAGUGAAGGCUCAGGCUGACAAGGUGGAUACCAAAGAAGCUGAAGACCAUGCCCAGUCAGAACUCUCCAAGCUGAAGAGCAUCCUGGGGAAUUACAACGUGGCAGAGAAGGACCUCAAAGCGCUCAUGGAUUGGAAGCAUGAGGCAUGAUCACGGCAGGGGUUGAGGAGCUGCCAAUCAAUAGACAUGACCUGCAGUUGGAUCUGAACAAUCAUGGCAAAAUGGUGCUAUGCUGAUAUUAUCUGCCAGCCCUAUGUGAUGCCAGUGUGUCCUAAGUAGUCUGUACUUCUCUCUGUGAGGGUUAUGAUGAAGCUGCCUAGCACAAACGCUGUGUACUACCUAGUAGGAGUGUUCCAGUGGGUGGACCACAUGCAUCUGAGAAGCAUCGACAGAAGUGCAAAUGCGUGUAUAUGUAUUUCGAAUUGAGCUGAUUUUUAGGGUGCUUUGACGCAGCGCGAUUUUUGGGGAGUCUCAAGUAGCCACUUAAUGGGUGCAUCUGCC